GUCUUGGAAAAUGUCAUUGGGAUCUCUUGAAGUUUCUUAGAAAAACUGUUUGGCACAAGGGGGAAAAAAAACAGAAACCAUCAACCGCCCAUAAUUUUCCCUCAUUAAAUUCUCCACAACCUUGACCUUUGGCUGCUAAACAGAAGAACGAAAAAAGAAAAAAGAAAAAAGAAAAAAGACACGCAGCGCACAAGUUAAAACCUUCUCAAACUCUCUUUCGUCAAAACGCGUCCAUUGGAUCCAUCAACGCACGCCAAACAUCUCGUCUUUUCGCGUUUCCGUUGGUGGUUUUUCGUUUUCCUCAGUGUUCCUUCAGUGAUUUUCUUCUGGGUCUGUGAAAAGCUCGGUGCUUUGUUUCGGAAGCACCGACAUUGGGGAACUGUGUGAUGGUGAAAGCGGAGAUUGAGAAAAAGGGUUGCAGCACAAGACGAUGGCUUUGGCUUGUGAUGGCUCUCGUCGCCGUGUUUGUUGCCAUGGCCAUGUCUUCCAGAACCUCUCCAAAAGCUCUGUUUGGAGCCAUUGAUAGAGCUUGUCCGUGUGCUCGGGGCACACCGAAGUACAGUGGCAUGGUGGAAGAUUGUUGUUGUGAUUAUGAGACCGUGGAUCGUCUUAAUGAAGAAGUGUUGCACCCCUCCCUCCAGGAGCUCGUGAAGACCCCUUUCUUUCGAUAUUUUAAGGUGAAGUUAUGGUGUGACUGCCCUUUCUGGCCUGAUGAUGGCAUGUGCCGGUUGCGGGACUGUAGUGUGUGUGAAUGCCCUGAAAGCGAGUUCCCCGAAUCAUUUAAGAAGCCUGACCAUCGCCUUUCAAUGACUGAUCUUGUUUGUCAAGAAGGAAAACCUCAGGCAGCUGUUGACCGUACUUUAGACAGUAAAGCUUUCAGAGGAUGGACAGAAAUAGACAAUCCAUGGACAAAUGACGAUGAGACUGACAAUGAUGAGAUGACAUACGUGAAUCUUCAACUGAAUCCCGAAAGAUAUACUGGUUAUACUGGUCCAUCAGCAAGAAGGAUAUGGGAUGCUGUCUACUCAGAGAACUGCCCCAAAUAUCCAUCUCAAGAGUUAUGCCAUGAGGAAAAGAUUUUGUAUAAAUUGAUAUCCGGUCUUCACUCCUCCAUAUCAAUUCACAUAGCUUCUGAUUAUCUACUUGAUGAAGCCACAAAUUUGUGGGGCCAAAAUCUUACUUUGAUGUAUGAUCGAGUCCUAAGAUACCCUGAUCGUGUCAGAAAUUUGUAUUUCACUUUUCUCUUUGUUCUGCGAGCAGUAACCAAAGCUUCAGAUUAUCUGGAACAGGCAGAGUAUGAUACCGGUAACCCCAAUGAGGACCUUACGACACAAUCCUUGAUAAAACAGCUACUUUACAACCCCAAGCUUCAAGCUGCAUGUCCAAUUCCGUUUGAUGAAGCUAAUUUGUGGAAAGGCCAAAGUGGACCUGAGCUAAAACAGAAAAUUCAACAACAAUUCAGAAACAUCAGUGCAAUGAUGGAUUGUGUAGGAUGUGAGAAAUGUCGAUUAUGGGGCAAACUUCAGGUUCUUGGUCUCGGAACUGCAUUAAAGAUUCUCUUCUCUGUUGAUGGUCAAGAAAACUCGAGUCAUACACUGCAGCUGCAAAGGAAUGAGGUAAUUGCAUUGACGAACCUUCUCAAUCGACUCUCAGAAUCUGUCAAAUUCGUCCAAGAAAUGGGACCUACAGCUGAAAGAAUCAUGGAAGGAGGACAUUUUUCUGCUCAUACAAGAACAUUGAUUAGCUCAUGGAAAAAAAUUUGGUCCUAUGUAUCUAAAACUUAGGCUAUAAUUGGUGACAGUUCUGUUUUUAAUUAUUCAAAUUACUAGAGAGACUAGACAUAGGAAAACCACCGUCGUGGUUUGGAAAUUUUCUGAGGGAUGUGAAACAAAUGUACUUAGAAUGUCUCAAAAUUAAAAAUAAACACAAGGAGAAAAUUUACUGAGAGUAAUAGAAGAUAUAUUUUUACUUGGGAAUGAGAUGUAAUCCCCUUAUCCCCACUAAUUUUGUUGAACAGUUUUUUUUGUACAAUUUUUUUUUUUUGUAAUUCAAUUAGCACACUCCUUUCCCCUU
This is a messenger RNA of Glycine soja, 2073 nucleotides long. RefSeq names its product endoplasmic reticulum oxidoreductin-1-like. Gene Ontology annotation, cellular component: endoplasmic reticulum; endoplasmic reticulum membrane. The transcript is spliced from 10 exons. Gene Ontology annotation, biological process: protein folding in endoplasmic reticulum. Bases 387 to 1784 code for a protein of 465 amino acids. The record is from RefSeq and is a predicted model, not a curated record. NCBI's taxonomy places the organism in Eukaryota, Viridiplantae, Streptophyta, Magnoliopsida, Fabales, Fabaceae. Gene Ontology annotation, molecular function: protein-disulfide reductase activity; FAD binding; thiol oxidase activity.